CGGCCUGUCCUCGGCAAAAUGGCAGAGGUCGGUCAGCGGCUGGGCAGCGGCGCUUACCGGCUGUCCGCUCUCAGAACCGGCUACAGUCGACCGAGGAGCACCGGAGGAGACCCCGGAAGUCUCCCGGUAAGCUGCGGCUCCGGUGGCAGCCGGGCUGAAGAGGAAUCUGUUCUGGAUCAACGUGAAGUUCAGUCGGUGUCCACGACCAAAACAACACGACGCAGAUCACAGAAACUUUCCAGAGUGAAGAGAAGUGACAGCCAGCAGGGAAAUGGGACUUUGCUUUGUGCCACCUCUGUGGAGCUGACUGCACCACGUUUAAUUUGGUUGGUUGAAACCAGAGAGAACCUACAUGUUCAUAAAACAGCCCUGUUCCUGUCUGCAGGUCUCCUCCAGGAGAAGCUGCAGCCCUGCCGGAUGACGGCCUGGACCAGAGCAGCUGUUUCCAUCCACCCUGAUGCCUUCAGGUCCACUCAGCAGCUCCGAGCUUUUUGCACUGUCGUCUUCAUUCUGGCAGAGCAGAGAUCAGCAUGGUGGAAACUACACCCUGAUACCCUGAACGCUUCUACAUCAACUAGAAGCUACAGGUGGAGUUCAGGAGAUGCUCCUCUGCUGCACAGAAGCAAGACGGCCUAUUAUGACAUCCUCAAAGUGUCCCCCAGCGCCACACAGUCCCAGAUCAAGACAGCCUACUAUAAACAGUCCUUCAUCUACCACCCUGACAAGAACCCGGGCAGCAAUGAGGCCAUCCAGUGCUUCUCUGAGAUCAGCGAGGCGUACACCGUGCUGGGCAACAUCAGCCUGAGGAGGAAGUAUGACCGGGGCAUCCUGAGCCAGUCCGACAUCCAAAAUGCAGGGAGGCCAUCCUCCAAAGAGAGCACAGGCAGAUCCACAGGCUCCCCGCAGCAGCACAGUGCCAGGCAGUUCACUCAACCGGGGGGAAAACCCAUAUUUGAUUUUGAUGCCUUUUAUCGGGGUCACUACGGGGAGCAGCUGCAGAGAGAGAGGGAGAUGAGGGCCCGCAAGAAGCGCAUGGAGGAGCAGCAGAAGACAACGUUGAAAAGUUGGAAAGAGGACAGGAAGAUAAUUGGGCUGUUUCUGACAAUGAUGAUGUCCACGAGUUCUAAGAUCUGUCCUGUAGAGGGCAUCUGAGUACAUGAAAAAUGAUCUCAGGGUUACAGCUGGAGGCCCGAGGAGCUCUGUGUGUUUUAACUGUGUGGGAGGAUAUGAAUGCCUGCUAUGGAGGUCUCAGCUUGCACGGGGCUGCUGCUGUUGUUGACUGUAUGUCUGAUUACAGCUUCUCUUAACCCUCUGAACUCCAA
Molecule: messenger RNA, 1322 nt
Organism: Stegastes partitus (bicolor damselfish)
Lineage: Eukaryota; Metazoa; Chordata; Actinopteri; Pomacentridae
Gene: dnajc30b
Product: DnaJ (Hsp40) homolog, subfamily C, member 30b
Exons: 2
Coding region: 19-1152 (377 amino acids)
Source: RefSeq, a predicted model, not a curated record